ACAUCCGCCACGUCCACCUCAACGGCACCUUGCAGCUCUAUCCCUUCUCGCCAUCAGGGUUUAAUAGCUUUAUCCACGACAAUGACUACUUCUGCACGGCUGAAAACAUAGCCGGCAAGAUAAGGAGCCCAAAUAUCCGUGUCAAAGCAGUUUUCAGGGAACCCUACACCGUACGGGUGGAGGAUCAAAGGUCAAUGCGUGGAAGCGUGGCUGUCUUCAAGUGCCUCAUUCCUCCUUCGGUGCAGGAGUAUGUUAGCGUUGUGUCGUGGGAAAGAGAUACAGUCUCAAUCAUCCCAGGGAGUAGAUUCCACAUCACUUCGUAUGGAGCCUUGUACAUAUCUGAUGUACAAAAGGAGGACGCGCUGUCCACGUACAGGUGUAUCACCAGACAUAAAUACAGCGGAGAAACGCGGCAGAGCAAUGGAGCCCGCCUCUCUGUUUCCGAUCCUAUGGAAUCAGCGCCUACAGUCUUGGACAGUUUUCAGUCCAGAGAAGUUAAAACCAGGAAAACUAUGGAGCUUCCUUGCAUUGCUUCAGGUUACCCAAACCCAACGAUCCGCUGGUUGAAAGACAACAGGCCCUUGCCAGUAGACAGCAGAUGGACCAAACGCAUCACAGGCCUGACGAUCAACAACUUGCGUGUGGAGGACAGUGGGACCUAUAUCUGUGAGGUGACAAACACAUUCGGCUCGGCAGAGGUUACUGGAAUCAUUAAAGUAGUAGAUCCACUGAGAGUAACAGUGACUCCAAAGAAGCUGAAAACUGGAAUCGGCAGUACUGUCAUCCUCUCGUGCAGUGUGAUGGGUUCCCCCGAAUACGUCAUCAGGUGGUACCGAGACACCGAGCUUGUUGUUCCCGACAGCUACAUUUCCAUUCGAGGAAUCAACAACGAAACCCUCCUUAUCACCUCUGCACAGAAGAGUCACUCAGGAGCCUAUCAGUGCUUUGCCACCAGGAAGUCCCAGACUGCGCAGGACUUCUCCAUAAUUGUCUUGGAAGACGGAACUCCUCGUAUUAUCUCGUCCUUCAGCGAAAGGGUAGUCAAUCCGGGCGAGCAGUUCUCUCUCAUGUGCGCGGCAAAGGGUGCUCCUCCCCCCACCCUCUCCUGGACGCUGGACGACGAGUUGAUCGUCAGGGACAGCGGGCACCGGACCAACCAGUACACCAUGACGGACGGCACCACCGUCAGCCAUAUGAAUGUCACCAGCCCGCAGAUCAAAGAUGGAGGGGUUUACCGCUGUGCCGCGAGGAACCUGGUCGGCAGCGCCAAGUACCAAGCGCGAAUAAACGUAAGAGGCUCUCCGAGUAUACGCUCCAUGAAAAACAUCACGGCCAUUGCUGGGAGAGAUACCUUCAUUAACUGCCGGGUCAUUGGAUAUCCCUACUACUCCAUCAAGUGGUACAAAGACUCAAUAUUGCUUCCUGACAAUCACAGGCAGGCCGUGUUCGAGAAUGGCACCUUGAAGCUUAUGGACGUGCAGAAGGGGAUGGACGAAGGGGAGUACGUGUGCAGUGUGCUGGUGCAGCAGCAGCACUCCAUCAGCCAGAGGGUCCACGUCGCAGUUAAAGUUCCCCCAUUGAUCCAGCCGUUUGAGUUCCCACCAGCAUCGAUAGGCCAGCUGCUCUACAUCCCCUGCGUGGUGUCAUCAGGUGACAUGCCCAUCCGCAUCACCUGGAGGAAGGAUGGUCAGCUCAUUCUCUCUGGCUCUGGGGUCACCAUCGAAACCAAAGAAUUCAUGAGCUCCCUGCAGAUCUCCAGCGUCUCUCUGAAGCACAAUGGCAACUACACGUGCAUCGCCAGUAACGAGGCCGCAACCGUCAUGCGAGAGCGACGGCUCAUUGUCCGAGUCCCCCCUCGUUUUGUGGUGCAGCCCAAUAACCAGGAUGGGAUCUAUGGGAAAUCUGGUGUUCUUAACUGCUCAGUGGAUGGAUAUCCUCCUCCAAAGGUCAUGUGGAAGCAUGCAAAAGGAAGUGGAAACCCUCAGCAAUAUCACCCUGUCCCAUUGACAGGCCGAAUUCAGAUCCUGGCUAAUGGUUCCUUGUUGAUUCGUCAUGUUUUAGAAGAAGAUAUUGGGUACUACCUUUGCCAAGCAAGCAAUGGAGUUGGCACAGACAUCAGCAAGUCAAUGUUUCUUACAGUAAAGAUCCCAGCAAUGAUUACUUCCCACCCCAACACCACCAUUGCCAUAAAGGGCCAGAACAAGGAGCUUAACUGCACAGCCCGUGGAGAGCGACCAAUCAUCAUUCGCUGGGAGAAGGAAGACACGGUGAUUGAUCCCGACAGAAUGUUCCGAUACUCGGUGGCCACCAAGGACAAUGGUGAAGAGGUUGUCUCCACCCUGAAGAUCAUACCUGCCGAUCGUGGGGACUCUGGCUUCUUCUCCUACGCAAUCAAUUCCUAUGGAGAGGAUCGAGGACUCAUUCAACUCACGGUUCAAGAGCCACCCGACCCUCCUGAGCUGGAGAUCAGAGAAGUGAAAGCCCGCAGCAUGAAUCUCCGCUGGACUCAGAGAUUUGAUGGGAACAGUCUUAUCCUUGGCUUUGACAUUGAAUAUAAGAACAAGUCAGACUCGUGGGACUUAAAGCAGAGUACUCGGAAUAUCAACCCAACCAUAAACCAGGCCAACAUUGUGGAUCUGCACCCAGCGUCCGUCUACAGUAUAAGGAUCUACUCAUUCAACAAGAUCGGCAGAAGUGAAUCAAGCAAAGAAUUAACCGUCAGCACAGAGGAAGCAGCUCCAGACGGCCCUCCCAUGGAUGUCAUAUUAGAGCCUGUCACAUCUCAGAGCAUCAGAGUGACCUGGAAGGCACCCAGGAAGGAGCUUCAGAACGGGGUGAUCCGAGGCUACCAGAUUGGUUACCGGGAAAAUGGCCCUGGCAGCAACGGACAGUACAGUAUUGUGGAGAUGAAGGCAACAGGAGACAGCGAGGUCUACACACUGGACAACCUGAAGAAGUUUGCUCAGUAUGGCGUGGUUGUGCAGGCAUUUAACCGAGCUGGCACCGGUCCAAGUUCCUCUGAAAUCAAUGCCACAACACUCGAGGAUGUUCCCAGCCAACCUCCAGACAACGUGAAGGCCGUGUCCAUCUCAUCGGACGUUGUCACCAUUAUUUGGUCACCACCUCCUCGCAGUACUUUGAAUGGAGUAUUGAAGGGGUUCCGUGUCAUCUACUGGUCUGUGCACCCAGAUGGAGACUGGGGAGAGAUGCAGAACAUCACCACGCUGGACUCACGGGUAGAGCUGAGAGGACUGGAGAAAUUCACCAAUUACAGCGUCCAGGUGCUGGCAUUCACCCAGGCGGGGGACGGUGUGCGCAGCCUGGUGAUCUACGCACAGACAAAAGAAGACAUUCCAGGGCCUCCUGCCGGAAUCAAAGCUGUCCCCUCCUCUGCCAGCAGUGUGGUGGUGUCCUGGCUCCCUCCAACCAAGCCAAAUGGAAUCAUCCGCAAAUACACCAUCUUUUGUUCGAAUCCAUAUCCCUCCAUCCCUGCAUGUUCUGAAUAUGAGGCUUCACCGGAGACCCUGUACUACCAGAUCCCAAACCUAAACAGCAAGCAGCAGUAUUUGCUCUGGGUGGCAGCAGUCACAUCGGCCGGUCGAGGCAAUGUCAGCCAUAAGGUCACCGGGGAGCCCGCAGCAAAGGCCCCAGCGAGGAUUAUUGCAUUCGGAGGAACAGUGACAACUCCUUGGAUGAAAGAUGUGUUUCUGCCAUGUCGAGCUGUAGGUGACCCAGGACCCACCAUAAAGUGGACAAAAGACAGUGACGACUCUGCUAUCCCAGUGCAAGUCGAUGGCCACAGAAUGAUCUACAACAAUGGCACAUUGUUUCUUCGCUCUGUCAGGGCAGAGGAUUCUGGAUAUUACACCUGCACGGCCACAAAUACCUGGGGCUUCGACACAAUCAUCGUGAACCUCUUGGUACAAGUACCACCUGACCAGCCUCGUCUGACAGUGUCUCGAACUUCUGCCUCCUCCAUUACAUUGGCCUGGAUUCCUGGUGACAAUGGGGGCAGUUCAAUCAGAGGCUUCGUGCUGCAGUACUCCGUUGAUAACAGUGAAGAAUGGAAGGAUGUCUUCAUCAACCCCAGCGAGAGGUCCUUCAAACUGGACAAUCUCAAAUGUGGCACUUGGUACAAGGUGAAACUGGCGGCCAAGAACAGUGUUGGAGCUGGACGUAUUAGCGAGAUCAUUGAAGCCAAGACCCAUGGAAGGGAACCUGCUUUCAACAAAGACACCCAUCUCUUUACCCACAUUAACUCCAGCCAUGCUAGACUUAACCUCCAGGGGUGGAACAAUGGCGGCUGCCCCAUCAUGGCCAUCAUCAUGGACUACCGUCCCAAAGGCACCUGGCCUUGGCUUACCCUGAGGACCAACCUAUCCAGUGAGAUCUUCCUGCAGGACCUGCGAGAGGCUACUUGGUAUGAGUUGAAGAUGCGAGCCUGUAACAGUGCUGGUUGUGGCAAUGAAACCACACAGUUCGCCACCCUAGACUAUGAUGGAAGCACAAUCCCACCAAUCAAAUCGAUGCAAGGAGAGGGGGAUGAUGUGAAGAAGUUGUUUACCAUCGCUUGCCCUGUGAUCCUAGCAACAGUUGCUGUGGCACUCCUGUUUAUCAUUCGGAAGAAACGCAAGGAAAAGCGCCUAAAGAGGCUCCGAGAUGCGAAGAGCCUUGCAGAGAUGCUGAUCAGUAAGAACAACCGUAGCUUUGAUACUCCAGUGAAAGGACAGCCACAGGGACCCCGGCUUCACAUCGACAUCCCAAGAGUCCAAUUGCUGAUCGAGGACAAGGAGGGAAUCAAACAAUUGGGGGACGACAAAGCCACGAUCCCAGUGACAGACUCCGAGUUUAAUCAAUCGGUCAACCCCCAGAGCUUCUGCACGGGCGUGUCCCUCCAUCACCCGGCCUUGGUCCAGAACACGGGGCCGCUGAUCGACAUGUCUGACAUUCGGCCUGGCACCAAUCCUGUUGCCAGGAAGAGUGUCAAAUCAGCCCACAGUACAAGGAACAGAUACUCCAGCCAGUGGACCCUUACAAAAUGUCAGGCCUCCACCCCAGCCCGAACCUUGACCUCUGACUGGAGAACUGUGGGGUCACAGCAUGGAAUAACCGUGACAGAAAGUGACAGCUACAGCGCUAGUCUCUCCCAGGACACAGACAAAGGCCGGAACAGCAUGGUCUCCACGGAGAGCGCUUCCUCCACCUAUGAGGAGUUAGCUCGAGCCUACGAGCAUGCCAAGCUGGAGGAGCAGCUGCAGCACGCCAAAUUUGAGAUCACCGAGUGCUUCAUCUCGGACAGCUCCUCCGACCAGAUGACCACGGGCACGAAUGACAACGCCGACAGUAUGACGUCCAUGAGCACCCCUUCGGAGGCUGGGAUCUGCCGAUUCACCGCGUCGCCCCCACAGCCACAGGACGUUGACCGAGGGAAGAACGUUGCUGUGCCCAUCGCUCACCGAGCUGGUGAUUAUUGCAAUCUUCCUCUAUACGUCAAAUCAGAAGCAUUCUUCCGCAAGUCAGAUGCCCGCGACCCUUGCCCUGUGGUGCCACCAAGGGAAGCCUCUAUCCGGAACGCGGCCAGACCGUACCCGUCACAAGGUCGGUACAUGACCCUCGACCCCAACAGCAAGCCGCCCGUCCACCCGCAUGCCACGACCACCUUACCUCAGAGGACUCUCACCGUGCCAGGCUCCACGGCCCCCGCCGCCACAACGUCCACCAACACGGCCGCCACCAGCGCCGCCCCUGAAGGCGCCAGCGCCCCUGCUGAACCGCGGAUGCCCGCCCACACCAAAAUAAGCGGCUCCAGAGACUCGCUACUAGAGAUGAGUACAGCUGGACUGGGCAGGUCACAGAAACAGGGGGCAGGAGCCUACUCAAAGUCCUACACCCUGGUGUAGGCUCCAAUAAGCCCCUUAUCACCCUCGCCCUUGUUAAUUUGUAAUAAAAAUAUUUCUUGUACAUAAAGAACUCUUUUUGUAUAAAUAAUACUAUUUUCUUCUUCUGCAGACCAAUCAGGGCACAAAAAAAUCAAAAUGUGAUGUUAUUUAAAAAAGAAAAACAAAAAAAAAGUGCACAUUGUUUUGAACAGAGGACACAAAUGAGGUUUUUUUUCUGAUGUUGUGGAUUGUUUCAAAGCAAGUUCCCUGAAGCCAUUGCAUGCGGACUAUUUUACUGUUUAAAAAGAUAACUCAUAAAGAAUCUGCUUC
This is a messenger RNA of Pristis pectinata (smalltooth sawfish), 6209 nucleotides long. RefSeq names its product cell adhesion molecule DSCAML1. Gene Ontology annotation, molecular function: cell-cell adhesion mediator activity. Gene Ontology annotation, biological process: axon guidance; homophilic cell-cell adhesion; dendrite self-avoidance. Gene Ontology annotation, cellular component: axon; plasma membrane. The record is from RefSeq and is a predicted model, not a curated record. Lineage: Eukaryota; Metazoa; Chordata; Chondrichthyes; Rhinopristiformes; Pristidae.